Messenger RNA from Brassicogethes aeneus, 1609 nucleotides. The record is from the annotation of a GenBank genome assembly. Lineage: Eukaryota; Metazoa; Arthropoda; Insecta; Coleoptera; Nitidulidae.
GAGCUCACAAUCCGUUUAAACACCACACAGUUUGGAACAUUUUUUUUUGCUACUUUCGCUGACAUACUUAGUUGUUUUUAUAAUGGUGAAGUUAAACUGGCACAAUAAAAUGGCAACUUUGGUCAAAAUGCCGCAGAAACCCAAAGCGAAGCCCAAAAAGGAAUUACCAGAGGAUGCAGAAGUGGGCUCAGUACACGAAGAACUGGAAAUACCCGUUGCUUCGGAAGUGAUCUUUAAGAAAAUAUGGACAAUAAAACAAUUCAAUAAGACAAUCUCCAAGCGAGAUCUCCUCGACAGCCCCAAUUUCAGGUGUUCUGUCAACGGGAUGUCUACCUUUUGGAAUAUGGCAGUGAGAUUUUGGAAAGGACCCAAUGGUAAAAAAGUGACCAACCCAUUGGUAGUGUGCUUAAAUUUGACAGGCUGUGAAACGGAAGAAACUGGUCAAGCCAGAGUAAGAUUUCAAUUCGGGAUUUGGGAUGCCAGUAUUAGACAUUGGGAAUGUUGCGACAUAUCCAGUGUGGUCCUCAACUUGGAAAAUAGACAAGAACUGCUUUCAGUCGGGUACAAGAGCUUGGGGAUAUUAGAUAGACACAUCGACAGCAACAAAAAUGUGAGGAUCAAAGUGAAAAUCCAAAUAAUUCAAAGUGACGAGGAAGUUCACAGUUUGUCCCAGGAUAUGGCCAGAUUACUGGACCUAAAAACGGACGAUUCGAAAGACACCUAUGUUGAAUGCACGUGUGGGGAAAAUGAUGAAAAAAUUUUGGCUCACAGUUGGAUUAUAAGGACGAGAAGUUCCAAGUUGGCGAAGAAGUUGGAAGAAUAUACUGAUCCAGAGAAUAAGUCGAUAAAGUACAAAAUCGACUUGGCCGACUACCAGCACCAUCUCAUCCGAGAACUGGUCCGCUACAUCUACACCGACAAGGUGGAGAACGCGGACUCUUUCGUCUGCAAGUUGCUACCCCUGAGCGUCAAGUACCAACUGCAAGGGCUGAAAGCGCUGUGCGACCGCACGCUGUGCGAAAGCCUCACCCCCAGCAACGUUGCCAAUAUUCUCCUGCUGGCCGAUCAGUGCGGUUGCGAGAACCUGCGGAAGGCGGCGUUGCAUUACUGCGAGGAGAGCGACGAGAUCAAAGGCAGCCUGCAAAUCGGUAAGAAUUUGGCGUGGCGCGUCAUGGAGAUGGUCAACCCCGACUUGUUUUUGGAGGCCUGCGAGAGCAUAGGGAGUUCUUCGUCGAACCUGGACAGCCCUGGUACUCCGGGCUCGUGGAGCGACUGAAUUCUUCGUGAUUAGGGCCUCUUUACACUUUACACCAAUCGCCGUAUCGUGUGAACCAGCCAUAACAGUACAAAUGAUUUUCCAUUUAUGUGAUUUAUUUUUUUUGAUUUUUUAUUAUGCUUUAGGAUAAUUUCUUAUUGUUCAAUGUUUACUUAUAUUUUAUAGGUAAUUUAUGUAUGUAUUUAAAGAAAUAGUUAAUUUUUAUUGUAAGUUAUACCUAUAGGAAAUGUUAGGAUAUAAUGGAGAUGAUAACCUACCCGGCACUAAUGAGGUGGCGAGGUAAUGAUUAUAUAUUUAUAUUAAAUAUGUAUAUUGUCAAUAAAAAAAUUUACA